CCAGCGUAGAUUUUAAUGCAGUCGUUCCCUUCUCUUCCUCUUUUUGACCAGGCGCUGGUGCUCACUCCAACCAGGGAACUGGCGAUCCAGGUGGCCAGAGAUUUCAAAGAUGUAACCAAGAGACUGUCGGUCGCUUGUUUUUAUGGUGGAACCGAUUACAAACCACAGAUCUUCAGCAUUCGCAGUGGCAUUGAUAUCCUGGUGGGCACCCCGGGCCGUAUCAGGGACCAUCUCCAGAACCAGAAGGUGGACCUGUCCCAAGUGAAGCACGUGGUCCUGGACGAGGUGGACCAGAUGCUGGACAUGGGCUUCGCGGACCAAGUGGAGGAUAUCCUCGGGGUCGCGUACAAGAAAGGUGGGUGGUCACUGCGGUCGUGCUUUGGGUCUUCUUUCGAGGAACAAAAAGAGCGAAUGUUCUACUUCUGGUGAAUCUGUAGUGUGAUGGCGUGUCAUCGUCAGUGUUAAUUGUGUAGUUGUUUGCUCCCACCAAAUGUGUUGCACAUCAAGCCAGGCAAGCGAGCACCUUUCA
This is a messenger RNA of Callorhinchus milii (elephant shark), 529 nucleotides long. RefSeq names its product nucleolar RNA helicase 2-like. The record is from RefSeq and is a predicted model, not a curated record. Lineage: Eukaryota; Metazoa; Chordata; Chondrichthyes; Chimaeriformes; Callorhinchidae. The transcript is spliced from 2 exons. The coding region runs from base 16 to 429 and encodes 137 amino acids. Gene Ontology annotation, molecular function: ATP binding; nucleic acid binding.